Vigna umbellata (rice bean) is the source of this 1350-nucleotide messenger RNA. NCBI's taxonomy places the organism in Eukaryota, Viridiplantae, Streptophyta, Magnoliopsida, Fabales, Fabaceae. The record is from RefSeq and is a predicted model, not a curated record.
AUGCAAGAUGCAGUUAGCAGAGAUUAUAAACAGCGAAGAACAAAAGAUAACAGUGAGGAAAGUUAUGAAGGAGAUCUCAUCAACCAAUUACCAGAUGGAAUCCCUGUAACCAUUUUAUCUAAAUUGCCAAUAACAGAUGCUGCUAGGACCAGCAUUCUCUCAAGAAAAUGGAGAUAUCUAUGGACAUAUUUUUCUGGACCCUUGGAAUUUGAUGGUUCACCUAUCAUGAAAGACAUGAAAAAAGACAUUAAGAAGGCUGAAGAAAAAAGGCAUUUGCAGAUGGCAAUGGAGAUCAUGUAUGAUGCUGAAAGCCAAACAUAUACCAGAUGGAUCAAUAAAUUGUUGGGUUCACUUAAUGGUUCAGUUCUACAAGGAUUAAAAUUUUGGUUUCAUGUGGGUCCUGAGUGUGAUACUGAUAAGUGGGUCCACUUUGCCAUUCAAAAGAAGGUUCAAAAGCUUGAGCUGUAUUUUGGGAAUACAUUUGAAUAUGUUCUUCCGUUGCACUUGUUUAAACUGGAAAGUUUUAAUUCCUUGCAUGUUUUGCGUCUGAAAUGCAUUACUGUGACCGAGGAGAUGCUAGAUUAUCUACUGCGCUGUUGUCCAUCACUUGAAACGUUGAACUUGGUUGACUCAUUAGUUCCAGAAACUAUGAGGGUUUCGGGUCCAUCACUCAAGCUGAAAAGUCUAGAAUUGAUGAGAUGUUGGGAGCUGCUAAGACUUGAAUUUUUUGCUGAGAAUUUGGUGUCAUUCAAAUACUACGGACCCCAUUUGGAUACAGAAUUUAAGAGUGUUCCUAGUCUUCUGGAAGCAACAUUUGGAGGCUCCUAUGUGGAGUUCACUAGAGAAAGCUUUUUACCACAUUUGGAAGUACUUACAUUGGAUAUUACACAAAACAUACCUGAAGUGAUUUGCUCGCUAGGUCAACUUCCCAAGUUAAAAAAUAUCAAGCAUUUGGAGUUGGUUGCCUGUGGUGAUGAUGGAAUCACACUUGGUGCUUGUGCUUUGUUAUUAAGGGCAUCGCCUUCACUGUGGAAGUUCACAUUAAAGAUGCUACAUACCAAACCCCCUUUAAGAAUACAACAAAAAAUUACAAUGAAAUGUCAACACGAUCUCAAGGAGUUGGAAUUGGUUGGGUUUUGUGGAGCAUCAUGUGAGGUUGAAUUAGCUAUCUACUUACUUAAGAAUGCAGUUGAACUCCAGAAGAUAACCAUUGACACAAGAUUACCAACUAGACCGAAACUUAGACAGCCGGGGGAGCACUUCAAAGCUUGGGAUCGUGAGGAAAACAGAAACCGUGCUAAGGCACUGCAAGAAAAAGUGCCACCUUGGAUUGAAUUUGUUUGUAUUUGA